Paramacrobiotus metropolitanus is the source of this 1494-nucleotide messenger RNA. Its product is annotated as chymotrypsin-like elastase family member 2A. The transcript has 11 exons. Gene Ontology annotation, biological process: proteolysis. The coding region runs from base 35 to 643 and encodes 202 amino acids. The record is from RefSeq and is a predicted model, not a curated record. NCBI's taxonomy places the organism in Eukaryota, Metazoa, Tardigrada, Eutardigrada, Parachela, Macrobiotidae. Gene Ontology annotation, molecular function: serine-type endopeptidase activity; protein binding.
GCACAAUACCGCAUUACUGUAGUUUGAUCACUGGAUGCCGCCACCGGAUCGGCAAAAGCUUAUCGAGGCGGUUCCUGGGCCAUCUUACGGAGCUGACAGCAAAUUCCAGUUACAGUUGACCCGUGUACCUUGUGGUCGAGCAACGCCAUUUCCAUGUCCUUCCGAUAAGAGCAAUCGAUCUUGUAUUGCAAGGGAUCACUUUUGUGACGGUGUGGAACAAUGCCCGCAAGGGGAAGACGAAAUCUGCAGUAUGAACUGUGGCCAACAUACAGGGAUUAUAGAAAGCAGCGAAAACCUGCGAAUCCACGGCGGCACUCCGGCUCAGCCUAACAGUUGGCCAUGGCAGGUCCAGGUCGACAGCCAAUACUCAGCAUGCGGGGGGACUGUGAUAGCCCCACGGUGGAUCCUGACGGCAGCACAUUGUAUAUCUGAAUACGUAACGAACCGUACGACGUACCUAGAAAGUGGGACUCUGCAAAAAAUAACGGUGAAAUUCAUGCCCCACCGCUGCGGAUCAUCACCGAAUGCCACGGUUAUUACGGUACAGAAAGUUUUCCUACCACCCCAGUGGGAAACACGCUCGGAACGAAAACUUUACUUUGAUGCAGCUCUUUGCUUCUGUUCUCCGACAUUGAAUUGUUGACAGUUCAACCAAUCUGUCUGCCACGUUCCGAUAUGGUUUUGCGAACUGGAGACGUCUGUUACGCAGCUGGUUGCGGUUUAGUCGAAACCAAAAGCGUGCCGUCCGAGCUGAUGCAGGUGGCCUUGACCAUCGUUGGUUUUGGGUGUGACUCUGCAGUCUGUCCUGAUAGGCUGUAUACAGGGCACAAUGUUGGUGGCGCUGGAACGACCACGUGUUCCGGAGACAGCGGAGGACCUUUAGCAUGCCGGAAAGACAGCAAAUUUGGAAACGGACAAUGGACCUUAUUUGGAGUCACUUCAUUCGGAACAGGAGAAUGCGGCAACUCGCUUUCCGGUUUCCAAGCUGCAGAAAUGCUCUUGCCGUUCAUUAUGAACACACUGUAUUCGCAAGGCUUCUACGGUUGGCUAAGAAAUCGUACCGUGCCAAGGAGAGCGCAGGUCAGCCAGGAGGUGGACCCAGGAAUGGUAAUGGCAGACAAAGAAGAGAUUACGGUACCAUUACGCACGCAGUUUUCCGCGCAGUCGGCGGCUUCUAGAAAAUAUUUGGGAUUGAUAUUUUUUGACAUAAUACAAGCUUGGCUAUCGCUAUGCUUUUCGAAGCUGGCAACCACAUCCUGGUGAAAUUUUCUUGAUGAUUGUCGUUUGUCAUUCGACCACAAUAUACAGUGUAUGGAACAUGAGACCUAGCCAGCUGCCACCCUAUUUGCCGUUAGCAUUAUUUUCGUAUUGAAUUUCAUAUCAAUGGAAAACUGAAAGCUCUAAUCUGUUGGUUUUCGUCCUGCUGCCAGCAUUCAGCUACUGCAGAAUGAUGCACGUACUUGGUCCGAGUUGGUCGGCUGUGCAGUUGUCUUU